UGAAGUCGAUGAUUUGAUAAUGGUGGUGGACGACGGACGUGGCUGAUGAAUUCUCAUAUUAUGGUUUUCUCUUUAGUUUUUGGGAUAUAAAUAAAGAAAAUGUCUGAUGCGAUUGCGCCUAAGGGUCAGCCUAUUGUAGGUGACCCAGAGAAGAUGGGGUGGCUUUUUAAAUGGACCAAUUACCUGAAGGGUUAUCAACGAAGAUGGUUCGUUCUAUCAAAUGGAUUGUUAUCUUACUACAGGAACCAGGCGGAGAUGGCGCACACAUGCCGAGGCACAAUUUCCCUGCUCGGAGCGUUGAUCCACACAGCGGACUCUUGCACGUUUGUGAUCAGUAAUGGAGGAACGCAGACUUUCCACAUCCGCGCGCACAAUGAAGUGGAGCGCCAGAGCUGGGUGACCUCACUGGAGCUGGCCAAGGCGAAAGCUAUGUUAGUAAGAGCUCAGGAAUCGGACGAGGACGAAGACCAGAUGUCGUCGGGGACGGCGGCGGCGCGCGGGCCCGAGGGCGAAGGCGAGGACGCGCGUGAGCUGGCCGCGCGCUUCCACGAUCUGCGCACCUGCUCCGAGCUCGUGGCGCGCCACGGCGCCGCUCUGCAGAGGUCGCUAGUCGACUUGGAGAUACCGCCCACUGACACCACCAAACAGGUGUCUGAACGAGCUACGCUGUUUAGGAUAUCGUGCAAUGCUAUGAUGAAUGCAUGUUCAGAAUUUAUGAGCGCGGCGGCCGCAUCGAGUGCUCGGAUGAGUCGCGCUCUACAACACGAGAGGGAGCAGAAGAUGAGGCUGCAAGAGAUCGUGGAGCAGCUCGCGCUGCAACACGAUAACCUCGAGAAGACCGUGACCGGCCGCAGCACCCCCUCUCAAGGUGGCACCGGGGCUGGACAAGGCAACGAAACUGAGGAUGAAGACCAUGAGUUCUUUGAUGCCAUGGAGGAAGGAGUGUCCACAUCCAGAGAUGAUAAGACUUCAUUUGUAAUGAAAGUGCCUGUAAAUAGGAAAAAUAAAGUUAAAAAAUCUGGAGAAAGUUCCGAUGAGUCAGAGGGUGAAACUGUGAGAGAAACACAACAGGUUUUAUUCUUGGAAGACAAGGAGCGAGCAGAGGCGGCCAUGGGUGGACCUGAGGCGACCGCUUCUAAGGCGCCUGCUGCCACACAAAUCAAAAUAUGGCCGCACAUAUCGCAAGUGCCGACGCCGGCGGUGGACGGACACCCGCGGCGCGCGCGCGUGCCCGACAAACCCAACUACCCGCUCAGUCUCUGGUCCAUCAUGAAGAACUGCAUAGGCAAGGAGCUAUCGAAAAUCCCGAUCCCAGUGAACUUCAGCGAGCCGCUGUCCAUGCUGCAGCGGCUGGUGGAAGACUACGAGUACUCGUACAUCCUGGACAAGGCCGCGCAGUUCUCCGACCCCGCGCAGCAGCUGGCCCACGUGGCCGCCUUCACCGUGUCCUCGUACGCCACCACCUCCUGCAGAACCAACAAGCCGUUCAACCCGCUGCUGGGCGAGACGUACGAGUGCGACCGCAUGGCCGACCUCGGCUGGCGCGCCAUCUCUGAGCAGGUGUCGCACCACCCGCCGAUGGUGGCGCAGUUCUGCGAGGGCCAGGCGGGCUGGCAGUGCUGGCAGGAGUUCACUAUGACCACCAAGUUCCGGGGCAAGUAUCUGCAGGUCGUGCCGCUGGGCUCCGCCUCCGCCAUGUUCUCCGCCUCCGGCAACAAGUACAUGUGGAGGAAGGUGACGACGACCGUGCACAACAUAAUCGUGGGCAAGUUGUGGGUGGACAACCACGGGGACAUGGACAUCGUGGGAGAAGCGGGCCCGGCGAAGGGCUACGUGGCCCAUCUCAAGUACCAGCCCUACAGCUACUUCAGUAAGGACACGCAGAGGAAGGUCACCGGCAUUAUCAAGGAUCCUGAGGGCGUGCCGCGGUAUGUGCUGCAAGGGUUCUGGGACAGCAAGGUGGAGGUGGCGCCCGUGACGUCGGCGUCGCCCGACAACACCGUCUGCAAGACCGGCAAGUUCUGUCUGGCCUGGGAGCGCGUGCCCGCGCCGUCGGACUCCGACAAAUGGUACCACUUCACGCUGCUGGCGGCGCAGCUGAACGAGCACGAGGCGGGCGUGGCGCCCACGGACUCGCGGCUGCGGCCCGACCAGCGACUCAUGGAGGAGGGGCUCUGGGACGAGGCCAACACGGAGAAGCUGCGCCUCGAGGAGAAGCAGCGCGCCAAGCGGCGUCAGCAGGAGGCGGCGGCGGAGGCAGCGGCGGGCGGGGGGGGGCCGGCGCCCGCCGCGCCCGCGCCCACGUGGUUCAGCCGCGCCGCGGAGCCCGGCGCCCCCAGCCUGCGCCACCUCUACAACCACCGCUACUGGCAGUGCAAGGAGCGCCAGGACUGGAGCGACUGCCCCGACAUCUUCUAGCCGGCUGACGGAAUGUUGUAAAACGCCCGUUCUUAGUCUGCGAGACGCGACCCACGCUCGAGUGGGAAUCGAGGUCCUCGAGUCUUCUUCGGACGAGCUUUCUGACUUAGUUUAAACUUGUUUUAUUUAAGAUGAAAUUUUAUGAAAAAAUGCAAUACUUUCAAUUCAGUUAUUAUAUUUAAUGUCUUGAAGCUUUCUCGAGUAUUCAUCGAGAAAUCAUCUUAAAAUAUACUUGAACCUCGAAUAGACUCGAUGUCUCAAAAUUAAGACUGAAGAACUAGAGCUUUUUACGACACUUCUCAGUGUACAUACUAACUCGUCGUGUGAAUACGUUUCAAUCCUCUGUACUCAUUCCAUGUUAUUUAUUUUGUACGUCAAAAUUGUUUUUAUGCCUCGGUGAAGUUGUAAAUAUUAUUUAUAUAAAAUAAUUGAAUCGUCCCGUCGCGAUCUCCGCGGACCGUCGUGGCCUAAUUUCCAAAUUGCUUUGCGGAAUAUACGAAACGAACCGAACGGUUACGUACAACGAAAUUAUUCUCACUGACUCGCUAACGUACGCUGUAACAUUUUGGAGAAAUUGUGCUUGGGUUUUACUCGAUUCAUGUUUGAAAAAAUCGUAAGUGCUUUUGUAGACUAAUAAAAUAAUGUGUGAGAAAGACACUAUUUGGUCAGUACUAGAGAUGCUGUAACGACUGAGACCGACAGUGUCGCGUGUCCAGCGCACUCGGUCCCACUCCCGCGGGUCAUCGCUGUCUCCAUCUUUUGAAAUGUCAGGUGCUUUAAUAACAGAUUUCAUUUUGUAAAGCUUCGUCACGCUACUAAUCUAGAAAAUGACAAAAUAUUGAAUGUCUAUAGCGGGCAUUAAAAGUAGCUCUUUACGUCCGAAUAGCUAAAUGACAAAAUCGUAAAACUAUCUUUAAUGCCUUAUGGUAGGAGCAAUGUAAGUGUUAAAAAAUAUACAAGUUGAUAUCAAAGUGUAAUCACGUAUUACGGGAGUAUUGUUGUUGUAUUCAGUGGACGGAGAUCGGCGACUGAUUAGCUCUUGAUAACAACUUGUAGCGCUCUAGAAUAUUUUGUAAGAUCUAUUACAAAGUGUACAUUUUCAAGUGGAUGUAAGAUAAUUUGUUAAUAUUUUUAUUAUAAUAAUAGAAUAAUAUUUGAAUACAAAGCCAUAACAUCUGUAUCAUGUUGAUGAUUAUUAUAAAAAUAAAAUAUUAUUGCGCAAUACUUUA
This is a messenger RNA of Plodia interpunctella (Indianmeal moth), 3647 nucleotides long. It is a transcript of the gene Osbp, whose product is annotated as Oxysterol binding protein. The record is from RefSeq and is a predicted model, not a curated record. Lineage: Eukaryota; Metazoa; Arthropoda; Insecta; Lepidoptera; Pyralidae. The transcript has 15 exons. Gene Ontology annotation, molecular function: sterol binding. Gene Ontology annotation, cellular component: perinuclear endoplasmic reticulum; intracellular membrane-bounded organelle; cytosol. The coding region runs from base 100 to 2418 and encodes 772 amino acids.